CAUCGUACCAGCACAUUUGACCGUUCCCGCGGCGCAUACAAGAUCACACUCACGACAUUCACGAUACUCGCGACAUCCGCGACUCUUACGCCAGCAUUCCCGCCCCUCACCCCUUGUGACAUCCCGAACAUUCCUGUCACAUAUUCCGUUGCGCCACCGCCUGACGUCCGGCGCGCAGGUCCGUCCGUCCAUCCGCGACCACAAGCUACAAGUCGCCGUCCGAUCCGGGACACUGCUAGCCAUCUCGGCACACACGAGAGUUCUUAAACUCACUCGCUGGGAACCACGGUAUCUCGUCAUAACACCUCACCAGGAUAAUGGCAACGACGCUACCCACCCCCGCGCGCCGCCUACGGCUCGCUAUCACAACGACACAAGCACUGAAGCGCUGGAAGCGCGUCGCCGGCGUCGGCGAAGCGUCCUCUCCAACGCCCAGUCCCGCGUCGGCCGCUACCCCGUACUCAUCUCGCCCCGGCAGCCCCUGGCGCGACGCCGUCGACACAGUGCUCACCAAAGCCGGCGUCAAGUCCGCUCCGCCUGCGCGCUCCCCCCCGCCGCGCCCGAUCCUCCUGCGCUCCGGCAGCGAGCGGCACCGCGCCACCGUGGUGUGGGAGGACGGUGUCGUAGCCCGUCCGCACAGCGUCGCGGACUUUGCGCCGUCGCAUCUCGACUUGUCACCGUCUCCUCCGGCUUCCGCUCCGGCGUCCGUUUCCGCGCAUCCCCAUCCCCAGGCCCAGCCCACACCUCCUUUGAGCCCUCUGAGCCCUCUGAGCCCUCUGAGCCAAUCGAGCCCGUCCAGCCCACGACCGCGCCAGGACGUCUGGCUGUGCCGCAAGCCAAACCCGUCUGAACGCACGAAGGGCACCGCCAUCCGGACGUGCGUCGUCAUCGAACGCCGCGUCAACGACGGCCAAGUCGUCUCCAUGGCGGAACACCGCGAGCCGUGGGCCCAGUCGCCGCUCACUUCGCCGCUCACGUCGCCUACCGUUUCGCGGCGCGGGUCGCACGACCUCGGGUCCGCCGUGAUGGUCAUCGAGGCGCGGAGGGCCAUGUUGUGAGAGGCUAGCGUGAUGGUAGCGGUGCAUGAGUUUGGCAGUAUAAUAUGAUGAUAGUGUGGGACUUGGAUGGACACAUCGAAGAAA
Molecule: messenger RNA, 1142 nt
Organism: Cutaneotrichosporon oleaginosum
Lineage: Eukaryota; Fungi; Basidiomycota; Tremellomycetes; Trichosporonales; Trichosporonaceae
Source: RefSeq, a predicted model, not a curated record